Messenger RNA from Phacochoerus africanus (Common warthog), 2960 nucleotides. It is a transcript of the gene LRSAM1, whose product is annotated as leucine rich repeat and sterile alpha motif containing 1. The record is from RefSeq and is a predicted model, not a curated record. The coding region runs from base 397 to 2610 and encodes 737 amino acids. Lineage: Eukaryota; Metazoa; Chordata; Mammalia; Artiodactyla; Suidae. The transcript is spliced from 27 exons. Gene Ontology annotation, molecular function: protein binding.
GCCGAUUACGCCGGAUAUAGGCCUGAAAGCGCGGCUCUCGCGAGAACUCCUGUCUCCGCCCAGCCUUCCAGCGACGCCCUUGCAGCCAUAUUGCUUGUGGGCAGGAACCUGAGACUGACGGCUAGAGAACCAGGCACCGCGGACUCUGCGGUCUUGGUCUCUGACUUCGUCAUCCUGGUCUGCAUGACUUUCUGAGAUUCUGCCCCAGUUCUUGCUUUUGGAGGAGACCAGACUCCGAUCCUGUCGGCCCGUACCGGGUGGUCUGCCACCCCACGUCCAUGACUAAGCCCUAGGAAGGAGCGCCCUGCUUGCAGAUCCACCCGAGGGAACGAACGUCGGGGACCUGUCUACCCGCAAAGCAAGUGCUGUGAAGAUUGCUCUGGGAAAAAAGGAAGGAUGCCACUCUUUUUCCGGAAGCGGAAACCCAGUGAGGAGGCUCGGAAACGCCUGGAGUAUCAGAUGUGUCUGGCAAAAGAAGCUGGGGCAGAUGACAUUCUUGACAUCUCUAACUGUGAGCUCUCAGAGAUUCCAUCUGGGGCUUUUGCAACAUGCAAAGUUCUGCAGAAGAAGGUGUUGAUUGUCCACACAAAUCACCUCACUUCCCUGCUUCCUAAAUCCUGCAGCCUCCUGAGUCUCGCAACCAUCAAGGUUCUGGACCUUCAUGAUAACCAGCUGACAGCCCUUCCUGACGAUAUAGGGCAGCUGACAGCCCUCCAGGUCUUAAAUGUGGAAAGGAAUCAACUGACGUCCCUCCCACGUUCCAUCGGGAACCUGAUCCAGCUCCAGACCCUCAACCUGAAAGACAACAAGCUGAAGGAGCUUCCAGACACCCUGGGGGAGCUUCGGAGCUUACGCACCCUCGACAUCAGUGACAACAAGGUCCAGAGGUUGCCACAGAUGCUGGCGCACGUUCGAACCCUGGAGACUCUGAGCCUCGACGCGUCGUCCAUGGUUUACCCCCCUCAGGAGGUGUGCAGCGCUGGCACCGAGGCCAUUCAGCAGUUCCUCUGCAAAGCGUUGGGGCUGGAAUACUACCCCCCUUCUCAGUACCUGCUGCCUGUUCUGGAGCAAGAUGGAACCAAGACCUCCCAAGACAGCCCUGAUGGGCCUUCAGACAGAUUCUGCAGGGAGGAGGUGGAGUGGCAGAACAGGUUCUCGGACUAUGAGAAGAGAAAGGAGCAGAAGAUGCUGGAGAAACUUGAGUUUGAACGGCGCCUGGAACUUGGGCAGAGAGAGCAUGCCCAGCUCCUUCAGCAGAGCAACAGUCAGAAGGACGAGAUCCUCCAGACGGUCAAGGAGGAGCAGUCCCGGCUGGAGCAGGGCCUGAGUGAGCGCCAGUGCUACCUGGAUGCAGAGCGUCAGCGGUUGCAGGAGCAGCUGAAGCAGACGGAGCAGAGCAUCUCCAGCAGGAUCCAGAAGCUCCUGCAGGAGAAUCAGAGGCAAAAGAAAAACUCCGAGAUUUUGAAGUCCCUGGAAAAUGAAAGAAUAAGAAUGGAACAGUUGGUGUCCAUAACCCAGGAGGAGACAGAGAACCUGCGUCGCCGUGAGGUCGCCUCCGCCAUGCAGCAGAUGCUGACCGAGGUCUACCAGAGCCGGCUCAUCCAGAUCGCCUGUGAGGCCCAUGGGCAGAACUUGGUCCAGCAGACCUGUUCCAGCAUGGCUGAAAUGGGUGAACGGUUCCAGCAGAUUCUUUCACGGCAACAGAUGGAUAAGAAGAAAGUCAUCAGCCAGAUCCUGCAGGAGAGCGCCAUGCAGAAGGCCGCGUUCGAGGCGCUCCAGGUGAAGAAGGACCUGAUGCAUCGGCAGAUCUGGAAGCAGAUUAAAUUAAUAGAAACUGAGUUAUUGCAGCUGACACAGCUGGAGUUAAAGAGGAAAUCACUGGACACAGAGGCACUACAGAUCCUGUGCCUGGCCUUCCCCCUCCCGGGAAAGGACGUGCAGGCUGGGGAGGAGGAAAUGAUCUCGGAGCAGCGCUGGGCCCUGAGCUCCUUGCUCCAGCAGCUGCUCAAAGAGAAGACACAGCGAGAGGAGGAGCUUCGGGAGAUCCUGAUGGAGUUAGAAGCCAAAAGCGAGAGCAAGCAGGAAAAUUACUGGCUGAUUCAGUAUCAGCGGCUCUUGAACCAGAAACCCCUGUCCUUGAAGCUGCAGGAGGAGGGCCUGGAGCGCCAGCUGGUGGCCCUGCUGGUGGAACUGUCAGCGGAGCACUACCUGCCUAUCUUCGCCCACCACCGCAUCUCACUGGACAUGCUGAGCCGGAUGGGCCCCCGGGACCUGGCCAAGGUGGGCGUCUCUGAGGCCGGCCUGCAGCACCAGAUCCUGCGCAGAGCCCAGGAGCUGCUGGACGCGGCCAGGACCCAGCCAGAGCUCAAGGACGAGGUCCUCCCCACGGCCCCUGAGGAGCCUCCCGAGUCAGUGGAACCGUCAGCUCCCCCCGAAGAGCUGGAGGCACAGAUCUCGGAGUGUGUUGUGUGCCUGGAGCUGGAGGCGCAGGUGAUCUUCCUCAACUGCGGCCACGUCUGCUGCUGCCGGCAGUGCAGCCAGCGCCUGCGCACUUGCCCGCUGUGCCGCCAGGACAUCGUCCAGGGCCUCUGCAUCUACUCCAGCCGCUGAGCACCGGCCGCCGCCCCCGCAGGCCCAGGGCUUCAGCCCCCGGAGUCCUCGGCCCUUGUCCCCACAGCCUGGGAGGGCACCCCAACCCUUGCUCUCCAAGCACGCCUGGGCCAGGCGGGGACAGCAGCAUUCCUGACCAGGGACAUAGCCGGUCCGAACACCGUGGAAGAGGACAGGACCCCUCGCCACACGAGGACAGGGUCUGGGUGGGGCGAGGCAGCUGUGCAUCCAUCUGAGCACAGGACCGAGGGUCCUGGCCACUGUGGCUCUGCCACUUCCCGGCCCCUCCAGCAGCCUCAGCGUCCUCAUCAGGGGAACACUGGGUGGGGUGGUAAGGUCGGGGGGUGCCU